AUGCAAGCCAAGAGCACAAGCUCUAAAUCACUUCUCUCUUCUCUAACCAAAACUCAAACAAUGUUGAUGCCACAAGUGGUUCAACAAUCACGAAACCCUUCAGCAACUCUCUUGACAUUGCCCAAACCAUUCCUUCUUGGCAAUAGCCAUGCAAAUAUUUUUCCUGUCCAAUUGAGGUCCUCAAUAUUUACUAGUACUAAAGCUAGCCGAAAUGCAAGCCUUAGCUAUAAACCUAACGUAAUUAAAGCCAUAGCAACUGUCCCUGCAGACCAGACUACAACAGUAAAGGCUGUUUUGUCUGUGAAGCCAAGCACCGGUACCGAUAGUAGUACUAGUACCGGGGUAGAUAAUUUGGCCACAGACUUGCUUGGUAGCUUGGAGCUUGUUUUUGCAGAGCUUGAUCCAGAAACGGGAGAGGAGAGGACCGUUACAGGGAAGGCAGUGAAAGCAGGCGAACUGGAUGAAUAUGUCCUGUAUGAAGUAGUCCUUGAGGUUCCAGUUGAUUAUGGAGAAGUUGGUGCAGUUUAUGUUUCAAAUGAGCAAGCUAACGAGUUUUUGGUCAAGGAAAUUGUCCUUGAUGGCUUCCCUCUUGGCUCGGUUUUACUGACUUCCAAUUCAUGGGUUCAACCAGCAGACAAAAGGGUCUUCUUCACGAAUAAUUCUGCAUAUUUGCCGGUACAAACACCAAGUGGAUUGAGAAGGUUAAGAAAGGAAGAGCUUGUGAGUUUGCGAGGCAAUGGCGAAGGAGAGCGCAAGAAAGGCGACAGGAUAUAUGACUACGACGUGUACAAUGACCUCGGAGAUCCUGAUCAUGAGAGCGGAGCUGAUUUAGCAAGACCGGUGCUCGGAGGCAAAGAACACCCUUAUCCUAGACGUUGCCGAACAGGGCGGCCGCCAACCAAGAGAGAACAUCUGUUGAUAGAUCCGGCAUCGGAGUCGAGUACUACUGGUGACUUUAUCUAUGUGCCUCGCGAUGAAGAAUUCUCUGACCUGAAGGAGAAAAGUUUUAAGGAGAGGACAGAUUUGCACACUCUUCGUUCAUUGUUAACAGGACUACAAGCCGGGCUUAGUAAUGAGGCUGAUUUCCCAUUCUUCACAGCCAUAGACAAACUCUAUAAUGAAGGAGUCAACUUGCCUUCCACUCUACCAAGCAAGAUUUCGGGUUCCUUGCCCGACUUUAUCAAGAAGCUUCUUGAAUCGGCUAAAUACUUGUUGCGGUUUGACCCUCCUGAAUUAAUGGAGAGAGACAGAUUUUCUUGGUUUAGGGACGAGGAAUUUGCUCGGCAGACUCUUGCUGGUCUAAAUCCAUCUUGCAUACAAUUGGUCACGGAAUGGCCACUGAUGAGUCAACUUGAUCCUGAGAUUUACGGUCCACAGGAAUCAGCAAUCACAGAAAGACUUAUCAAUGAAGAACUCAACGGGUUCAAUUUGACAGUAGAAGAGGCUAUAGCGCAGAAGAAGCUGUUCAUCCUUGAUUACCAUGAUUUAUUUUUACCACAUGUGAAGGAGGUAAGAAAGCUUGGAAAUAGAACUUUAUAUGGUUCACGGACACUGUUCUUCCUAAACCCAGAAGGCACAUUGAGGACUCUAGCCAUUGAACUCACUCGUCCACCGAUGGAUGGAAAGCCUCAGUGGAAUGAAGUGUUUAGACCAACCUCCAAUUCCACAGGUCUCUGGCUUUGGAGGCUUGCCAAAGCUAAUGUUCUUGCACAAGAUUCUGGCUAUCAUCAACUUAUUACUCACUGGCUAAGAACGCAUUGUGUCACAGAACCAUACGCAAUUGCAGCGAAUCGCCAACUUAGUGCCAUGCAUCCAAUCUACAGGCUCCUGCACCCUCAUUUCCGAUACACAAUGCAGAUCAAUGCUCAAGCUAGAGAUACGCUGAUAAAUGCUGGUGGGAUAAUUGAAACAACAUUUUCACCUGGCAAGUACUGUAUGGAGCUAAGCUCUGUUGUCUAUGACAAGCUGUGGAGGUUUGACCAGCAGGGACUGCCAAAGGAUCUAAUUAGCAGAGGAAUGGCUGUUGAAGAUCCAUCUUCUCCACAUGGUGUGAAGCUAGCAAUCGAAGAUUACCCUUAUGCCAAUGAUAGCCUUUAUUUAUGGGACAUCAUAAAAAAUUGGGUCAGUGACUAUGUCAACCACUACUAUCCAGAAGCAAGUCUCAUUGAGUCUGAUGAUGAGCUCCAAGCAUGGUGGUCGGAAGUUCGCAAUGUAGGCCAUGCUGACAAAAAGGAUGAACCAUGGUGGCCUGAGCUAAAAACACCGCAGGACCUUAUCGACACUAUCACAACUAUUAUAUGGGUUGCCUCAGGUCAUCAUGCCGCUGUGAACUUUGGACAGUAUGCCUAUGCAGGGUAUGUCCCAAAUAGGCCUACAAUUACUAGACAAAAUAUGCCAACUGAAGAUCCAAAUGAUGAGAAAUGGAAUUCAUUUUUGGAAAAACCUGAAGAAACACUCUUGGAUACCUUCCCUUCACAACUUCAGGCUGUAACAGUGAUGGCUACUUUGAAUGUUUUAUCUGCCCACUCUCCUGAUGAAGAGUUCAUUGGGAAUAGAAUAGAGGCAGUUUGGGCUGAGGAUCCUGUUAUAAAGAAGGCUUUUGAAAACUUUAAUGCGAGGAUAAAUGAGCUUGAUGGGAUUAUAGAUGGAAGGAAUGCUGACAAGCUUUUGCAAAACAGACAUGGAGCUGGUGUUAUGCCUUACAAUCUAGUCAAGCCAUUCUCUACCCAUGGGGUGACAGGGGAAGGAGUUCCCAAUAGCAUCUCCAUUUGA
Messenger RNA from Dovyalis caffra, 2772 nucleotides. The record is from the annotation of a GenBank genome assembly. NCBI's taxonomy places the organism in Eukaryota, Viridiplantae, Streptophyta, Magnoliopsida, Malpighiales, Salicaceae.